CAAAGCAUCAGAAGAAUAGCGUAACAAAACCCUGAAAGCAGAAAAACAAGCACCUGAAACUGAAACGCACACCCCGAAAAUAAUGGACAACAAACCCAGAAAACGCGGUCGAAAACCCAAGAAAACGCAGGCUCCAGAAACUAUGGACUUCCAAUUCACCACCAACACAACCCAAAACGACAACGUUUCUCUCCCCUCCACUGCCACCGCCACCACCGUUGUUGCAGAAACCCCUAGCACUAGCGUUAGUCCUACUCCCCCUGGUCGUGGCCGUGGAAGACCUAGGAAAAUCGGAAAACACGCUGAAAUAUCGGAACCCAAGUCUCCAGAACGGAGGCUGACACGCCAUGGAGAGCAGAACGGGGAAUUCUAUGCUCCCGGUGGUGAGAUUAGGCACAAUAAUAUGGUGGGGGUGGUUGCAGCGGCGGAGUGGGAGAGUGUGGUGAAAGUGGUGCCGGCAAUGGAUGCUGUGGUGAAGGUGUUCUGUGUUCACACUGAGCCAAAUUUUUCAUUGCCAUGGCAGCGGAAAAGGCAGUAUAGUUCGAGUAGCAGUGGGUUUAUUAUUGGGGAAAGGAGAGUGUUGACAAAUGCGCAUUCCGUCGAGCAUCACACUCAGGUUAAGCUGAAAAAACGAGGGUCUGAUACCAAAUAUCUGGCUACUGUCUUGGCUAUUGGCACCGAGUGCGAUAUUGCAUUAUUGACGGUUAAUGAUGACGAGUUUUGGGAGGGGGUUGUCCCUGUUGAAUUUGGAGAUUUGCCUGCCCUUCAAGAUGCUGUUACUGUUGUGGGUUACCCGAUUGGGGGUGACACCAUCUCUGUGACAAGUGGUGUUGUCUCACGCAUAGAGAUACUAUCUUAUGUGCAUGGAUCAACUGAGCUUUUAGGGUUGCAGAUAGAUGCAGCUAUAAACUCUGGAAAUUCUGGGGGGCCUGCCUUUAAUGACAAGGGCAAAUGUGUUGGUAUUGCAUUUCAAUCUCUGAAACAUGAAGAUGUGGAGAAUAUUGGCUACGUUAUACCCACACCUGUUAUAGUACAUUUUAUCUGUGAUUAUGAAAAGAAUGGGGCCUAUACAGGCUUCCCAAUUCUUGGAGUUGAGUGGCAGAAGAUGGAAAAUCCUGAUUUGCGAAUGUCAAUGGGGAUGGAACCUGAUAUGAAGGGUGUACGCAUUAGAAGAAUUGAACCAACAGCUCCAGAAUCUCAUGUUUUGCAGCCAUCUGAUGUUAUCCUAAGUUUUGAUGGGGUUAAAAUUGCUAAUGAUGGAACAAUUCCAUUCAGGCAUGGAGAGCGAAUUAGUUUCAGUUACCUUGUUUCUCAAAAGUAUACUGGCGACAAAGCUGUGGUGAAAGUUCUUCGCAAUUCAGAGAUACUUGAAUUCAACAUAAAACUUGCAACACACAAACGGUUGAUCCCAGCACAUAUCAAGGGAAAACCUCCUUCUUAUUACAUUAUUGCUGGAUUUGUUUUUACUGCUGUAUCUGUGCCAUAUCUGCGUUCUGAGUAUGGAAAGGACUAUGAAUUUGAUGCUCCGGUCAAACUCUUGGACAAGCAUUUACAUGCAAUGGCACAAUCUGUAGAUGAACAAGUGGUGGUUGUUUCACAGGUUCUCGUGGCUGACAUUAAUAUUGGAUAUGAAGAAAUUGUCAAUACUCAGGUUCUUGCUUUCAAUGGCCAACCUGUGAAGAAUCUGAAGAGCUUGGCUGACAUGGUGGAGAGUUGUGCUGAUGAAUUUUUAAAGUUUGACCUAGAAUACCAGCAGAUAGUGGUCCUACACACCAAAAAUGCCCGUGCAGCAACUUUAGAUAUCCUUGCAACACAUUGUAUACCAUCUGCUAUGUCUGAAGAUCUUAGGACUUGAGAGCAAAAAAAUUACAUUCUUAAGGUACAGAACUUGCUGCCAUUUUGGGUGCCCAGUAUUCUAAUUUUGCUAUAUAACAUUUCAAUUUAUCUCAGUCUCGGAGGUUCAGUAAUUUCCUGUUUUCAUGUCCCUGCUUGUGGUUUUCUUUCUUGGUGGAGCAUUUUUUUUUUCGGGGAGGGGAGGGGGGUGUAGCAUGGUUGGUUGGUAUGUAUGUUGCACUAUUUUGUUACAGACAGAUGUCUGUUUGGUAGUUGAGGUGUGUAUUUUUAUUUGUAUUUGUAUCCACAAAUUUAUGCCGUAGCAAGUGGAAGAAUGCAGGGAGCAUUGUGAUUUUUUCUCCCUAGGUCUAGGAGAUUUUUGUUAUUGGUUUCUCCUGCUCAUAGAAUUCUGUCAGGUUAUAUACAAUUUCUUGGCCUAUCUUACCUUCAGAAAAUUAUACAAAUAGUUAUUCCAUCA
Molecule: messenger RNA, 2311 nt
Organism: Manihot esculenta (cassava)
Lineage: Eukaryota; Viridiplantae; Streptophyta; Magnoliopsida; Malpighiales; Euphorbiaceae
Product: protease Do-like 9
Exons: 9
Coding region: 83-1855 (590 amino acids)
Biological process (GO): proteolysis
Molecular function (GO): serine-type endopeptidase activity; protein binding
Source: RefSeq, a predicted model, not a curated record